Physcomitrium patens is the source of this 5234-nucleotide messenger RNA. RefSeq lists its product as uncharacterized. Gene Ontology annotation, biological process: lipid metabolic process. NCBI's taxonomy places the organism in Eukaryota, Viridiplantae, Streptophyta, Bryopsida, Funariales, Funariaceae. The record is from RefSeq and is a predicted model, not a curated record.
UCCAGUGUUUUACUGAAGAGUGUGCAUGACUGUAAUGCUGCUUCAUGUGAAGCGCUUCCUUUUGUGACCGAUUUGUUGGUGCCGUGCUCAUGACAAAUACUUUUGCGUCUUCAUGUCUAUCUGAGGACAUCGAAGAGAUUCUCUUCGUGAAGUGGUGGAGCGCAGGCAGGAGAAACGGUUAAGAAGACAAAUAGGAUCAGUAGGAUCUUAACCUCUUGGUUGAAUAUAUCGAACUCUAUUCUAGUGGCUCCUUCUGCCCAUUGGAACCUUUAGAUAAUCGGCUGCAGAUCGGAGUUGGAAGUUGUCAAAAGAAAAUAUCAACGUUUCUAGCUGAAUAGAAGUACGGAAGUCUUUUACGAGUUGUGGCGUAUUAGUUUUAGAAAUUUUAAGCAUCUUGAACGUUCGAUGCAACUUACCAUUAUACCUGACUUUUUUGACUUUGUAGGAACGGCUAUAAUGUUAGUAGUUUAUCGUCCAGUAUUCUUCGACCCUCACCGAAUUGCUUAUGCAUAGUGCUAUGGCCAGGUUUAACUGUAGUUGUCUUGCCUCUAGCAACCUUUUGUUGUGGUAUGCUAUAUUGUUGACAGAGUUUCGUAAGUUCAGGUAGGGCAUCCUCUCUCUUAAUUGUCACUGAGAUCAUGAUUUGUCUACAACAGAUCGUAGCAAAGAUAAUAUUUUGGAAGGCGAUUACGUGACUACUUGUUGGGCUUGCAUAGUCACGUGUCUCUGCAAGCUUGAUUAAGUUCAGGAGUUGAGUCGUCAGGCACAUGUCCCAACAUGGUAGAGCCUGGAUCAGAGAAGCCACGGCUUCAACUGUUGAAGGCCGUGAGGGGGGUGAUUUUGAUAUUGAUAUUGAUGAAUCUGAGUUUAUUCGCCUUAGGGGUUUGUGUCGCAACCGCGCAGAUGCAGUCAAAAUAUCCUACAGAAGUGGGAUAUGCAAUUUUUCUGGCAGCUACAGCGUUGGUCCGGGUGAUUUGGCUAAUUGUCAAUGGAUUUAUCCAAGCCAUGACCGCAUCGGUUAUGAGUACGAAGAAGCCACCUACGGACUGCUUGGAAGCUAAAAUUGACCCCGAGGCAAUUGAAAUCGAUCAGCGGAAGCAGCGCUGGUAUAUGCUGUGGUUCUGGUGGAACCGCCUUGGCACAUUAGUGUUGAUUUCACAAGUAUUGGUUGCAUGGCUCAUGAUUAGAAGCCGUGAUCACAAACAGCACAUUUCCAUGGCAGGCAACAGUGAUCAGCGGCUUCAAAAUCUUCUUUCGGUUUUACCAUUAGCCAAUGUGGUAGUAAUCAUCUUUAGUUGGUUCACGGGGUCUGACGUAAUAUCGUGGUGUUCACUCUACAAGACCAAUGACGCUUGGAGGGCUCAUUACAAUGAAGCUUUUCGUUGUCGUAUUCGUGAAGCUCUUUUCUGCUUGGGGCGACGCCGCUAUCUUGAACAAGAACAGAAUGAGGAAGUAAGUGCGGUUGCUAAAUUGUUGGGUGGAAUGGUUACUUAUAGGGCUAAAGGCUGCAGCCAUUUGGAAGUUUUAGGGGGGGUGUCAAUGCUGCGUGACGUUAAACAACAAUCGCUUCAAAGUGAAAUGCAAGUGCUUGCACUGGAGGAUCAAAUUCGUGAAGCUAGUGUUCUUCAUCCUUAUGCUGUGGCGGCAUAUACUGGACCGUUGCUUGAAGUCGGACGCUAUCCGUCUUGCUGGCUGUUAAUGUGGCUUUAUAGCCAAGGUGUGUGUUCCUUCUGGAAAUGCGGCAGGCGUCCAGGUGUUUUGGAAGGAGAUAACUGGUGGAGGGGUCAUACUGCUGCAUUUCUUCGGCAUUCACGAUUACCUCCUGAACCGGAUGCCCGUCUUAUUAAAGGUCGUGUGCUGCAGACGAAAAGGGAGUCGGCAUACUUUGUGGUGGUUUUGAAAAAACUUCGGGUAGUACUGGUGGCAGUUCGUGGAACAGAGACUCCUGAAGAUUUGCUUACAGAUGGGCUGAGCAAAGUAUCUAAACUUGCUGACUCGGACUUGCUGGGUUUGUUGGAAGGACCACAUGUUCCAGAGGAGUUAAAGCAGAAGGUGAAUAAGGGAUCUCAUUAUGCACAUAGCGGAAUAAUUGAAGCAGCUCGCGAGCUCUCAAUGCAGCUCGAUAAUUUGGCUGAGGUUGACGAUGACGUCAUGGCUGCUUCUGAUUUUGCUUCUAUCGGGGGUCCCACAGCUAGCGAGGUGCCGAAAGGAGAUGCUCGGCAAGGAUUGCUUUCAAGAUUGUUGGGUCCUGGAGGAGAUUGUGAAGGAUAUGACCUGCGAAUUGUGGGACACUCGUUAGGAGGUGCAAUUGGUGCUCUAACAGGUUUGAGGUUGUACAAACGGUAUCCGAAUUUGCGUGUCUAUGCGUUUGGAGUCCUACCAUGUGUAGACAAAGACACAGCUGAGGCAUGUCAAGACUUCAUCACCAGUGUGGUCUACCAUGACGAGUUUGCAUCCCGUCUCUCUGUGGCAUCGAUAACGCGAUUGCGCACUAAUGCUCUGGGCGCCUUAUCAGAGGCUGCUAAUUCAGAAACAGAAAAGAGUGCUGAAGGCCAACGGUUGUUUUUUUCUAAUGUAAACAUGUCAAGCGAAUCAUGUAGCUAUCUAUUUCACAGUUGCUCAUCAGGAAGCAGCAAUAACGUUGACGGAGCUCCUAGAACUGGUCUGCCUUUAUCCCAAAAAGAGAGCGACUAUACAAAGCUAACUUGCACACAGAGGCUGCCAUACGUUGUCAAAGGUGGAGUAUUCUUGUGUGCUCACUCUUGCUUAUGUGCGCUCAAAAUGUCUCAACACCACGAGGCAAUUCCCCUCAGCGAAGAAGUUGAUCGUUAUGAGAAGAGCUUGUCAACUCAACGAAACAGUCGACAUAAUUCCUUAUCAUCCGAAGACGAGAAUCACGGAGAAGGGUUGCUGACAAGGUUGGUUCCUCCUAAUCCAAUUGGAAUCGACAAAGGACUAAGUGUGGCAAUAGACAUGCAGUUGCAUGAAAGCUGGACCCAUGAGGACGAUGCCAAUUCUGAAAGUAAUAAUCAUGAUAUCGUGAGGCAAAGAGGAUCCAUCUUGCCAACUGAAAUGGGUUCUGAGUUUCCCAAUAUUGCAGCUGACGAUACAUUAGAAGAAGAUUAUUGUCCUGAAAUGCUUCUGCCUGGAAAGGUGAUACAUAUUGUGCGCGACGAGGAGCCGUCUGUAUCCUGGAGGUCUUCAAUCUGGAACCCAUGGCCAACGGAAGAUAUGUCAAGCUACCGUGCUCUGGCGGCUGAUCGACGAGAGUUCCAGGACCUUACUAUUUCUCCUUCAAUGUUUACAGAUCACAUGCCAUGGAAGUCUCAGCACGCAUUAAAUUGGAUCGUCACUAACAUACUCAAUCGUUCAAAGCCCGCUCCUCCAACAAUUCCACAACAUAAAUCAUCAUUUGAUAUUUGUGUUACUAUUCUUCCUUGAGUUUCCCUGGCUGAUGGAGAUUGCAUGACGGAGCAUUUAUGCCUGUGCAGAUUCUUUGGUAACCCAUGUUCGCUCUAGCAGUAACGUGGAUCGUUUAUUAGCGCGAAGUUAUUUUGCAAGAAUCUCCGUCUUUUAUUGGGAAAACGAGAACCCGCAACGUGUACACGAUUGAAUUGAUAACUUGCCGCACCUUAAAUUACACAACAACAAUUGAGAUGUUACAAUCUAUCGCUCUCACUGCCGAUCCAUGGAGAGUGGGGAUUUGUUAAACAUUCUCCGGUCAGAAUAUUUAUCUUUCUUCAACUGUAUUUCGAAGUACAGGUGAAACUCCACCAUGCCACAAGCAUCGUUUAAGUGGAAGUUAUUGAGCAGUUGAUUGGCGUAACCCCAAAUUUUAUUGGUGCUUGAUGGGCUAAUGCACCUUCAAUGUAACGUUGGUAGCCUAAAAUAAUUGUUUCUCCCUGAUUCGAUAUAUGGUAUUAUUGUGCAGGAAGAUUUGCUACUUCUGCUCUAGGGAAGUUAUUAUCAAUUUUUUAUUCCCUUCAUGGACCAGUACUUACAAGUGUGCAGGCGACCUGUCUUGUUUAUGUGUCUGAAAAGGUGCCAGUGAAGUCACUUUUUUGUUCAAGAAAUGGAAUAGUCUAACAAUAUCUGGGACCAGGGUUGUCCCAUUGUCAUACUAUACGAGAAAUGUGCACAUAAUAAGCUCAGAAUACUGUUGCAUGUUUUACAUCUUGCAUUCACCCAAUGUUCUAAAACUAACGCCUGUCAUGGAACCAAAUCCAGUCUUGAUACCUUUUUCCACAUAUAUGGUGUGGAUCCACUAUGCAUCCUGUGAACUAUUCGAAAACAACUCGCAUCAUACCAAACUCGUACUAUGAUGUAUUCUCCAAAUCUCGAGCUGAAUUGAACUCCCCAAAGAUCUGAGGUAAGCCUCUGUGACCUUGAGUUGUAUCUCAUGGUUCCGUACGUUCCUUCUCCUUGUCUGCACUGUGUCUACUACACUCAACAAGCAUUAUAAUAUGAAGCUCCUGUAAAUUGGUGUAGAGAGAAUUGUCCUCGAGUGGUCCAGUGUCAGUCACAGUUUUCGUAGUGCACAUCAGCUUCAAGAAGUCCUCUUAGUGCAGUCUUCCUCUCAACAACAAUACUGAUGCUCUGCUAAUGUUCUCUGGUGGGUUUGCUUUUAUGCUAACACCUUUAUCUGCACAUAGAUGUUUGUAUCUUAGCCCUCUGUUUACUUCUCAAUAUUUAUCUGUUAUAACCUUGUUGAUUAUCUGAACAAGAGUAUGUAUUAACCAAUACGUACUAUUCGCUAUUCUUUUGGACUUCCCCAGGAGCUGAAAAGUUGUAUUUUCAAUUCCCUGGAGUGAAAGAGAAAGGUUUAUCCAUGGCGGCUUGAGAUUGUCAUCUCUUAGAUGGCAUUUACUCCUUAAGGACACACAGAUACAGAGACUUAUAUAUAUACAUGUGUACGUGUAAAUUCGAAAAAAGAGAAGUUACUUUCACUGACGAAUCGCCUAGAAGGUUAGGGCUUGUGUGGGAGUGGAGGAAGUCCUUUGAGAAGAUUUGAGAACGGUAAUGAAAAUCCAAGAUUGCUAAGUAAUUAUGUCUCCUCACAGAAGAAGUGUGGUCUCACACAGUUAAUGCAGGUUGGCCUAGGACCAAGCGAAAGCCUUGCCUAAUUUUGAAUGACCAAACCUUGCCAUGUAGAUGAUGUGCCUGCAGGUACCCUCUCUAUAGCCGUCAGACUCAACAUCUUUUAAUUGAUUAUUGAAGCAUUUCGAUUUAAAAAA